This is a messenger RNA of Kogia breviceps (pygmy sperm whale), 2113 nucleotides long. The record is from RefSeq and is a predicted model, not a curated record. NCBI's taxonomy places the organism in Eukaryota, Metazoa, Chordata, Mammalia, Artiodactyla, Physeteridae.
UUCGUCUCUUGGUGUGUCCCGCCUCUGUGCGGUCAAGCAGGAGGGGAAGACACCAAAGAAGAGGCUUGAGGUCAUAGGACGCUGGCCUUGCGCGCUGACUUGGCCGCCCCGGCCUCCGGCAGGCGCUCCCGGGCGGUGGCCCUUCCCGCGAGAGCCCGGGCCUGCUUGGCCAGCAGAGGCCCGGGCGGCAGCUCUGGGAGGAGGCGGGUCGGCCGGGCCUUGUCUCCAUCCGCGAUGCUCCCGAUUUCAAAAGGCUCCAGAGCAACUUUUGGGUCCUUUCUCCACAAGGAAAAGGAAUAGCAUCUCCGUCGCUCUCGUCACGGUGACUCCGGCCCCAAUGGCCCCCUGUCCCCGGGUCCCGGUGAGCACUCGGUGGCUUUGUUCCGGCCGUGGGUGUCGGUUACUGAAGUUUGAUUGGGAGAUUUGUCUUAAUGCCAGAUGGUCAGCACCUCAGUGGAAUAUUUUGGAUGGGAAAAAAUCCAGUGUGGUGGAAAUGGAGAGAAACUACAUUGGAGAGAUCAAUUUUAACCACUGUGAAGAAGCCUUGAGUUCACACUCAUGCCUUAAGGCUCAAAGGAAAACUUAGAUUAGAAAGAAAAUGUGUUAUCAGUGUGAAAAUGCCUUCAUAAAGAACUGUGCCCUUGAUCUACACAAGAAAACCCAUUCUGUAGAGAAUGCUCCUGUUAGUAAUCGGUGUGAAACAGCCUUCAACCAAAAUUUACACCUGGUUCACAAGAAAACUUUACACUCAAGAGAACCCUAUAAAUGCGCUGACUGUAAGAAAGGCUUACCUUCUUCCUCAUACCUUAGGGAAUGUAUAAGAAUUCAUGGUGGAGAGAGGACGUAUGCUUUUAAAGAACAUAGGAAAGCUCUUUCUCAUUCUACAAACCUUUUUGUACAUAUGCGAACUCAUAGAGAAAUACCCUAUGAGUGUAAAGGAUGUGGGAAGACUUUCACUCAAUCUUCUGUUAUUCAGCAUUUAAGAAUUCACAGUGGACUGAUGCCUGUGAAAUGUAAGAAACUUGAAAAAGCCUUUUCUUAUUCCCCAGAUCUUGCUAAGGUUAUAAGAUUUUAUACUAGAAACACUGUGUAAGGAGUGCAGCCCAGAGUUUACUUUUCUCAAAACAGUAUUCACAUGCGAAUUCAAACUGGAGAAAAACCUUAUAAAUGUAAGGAAUGUGGAAAAGCCUUUGCUAGUUCCUCAUACCUUACUGUACAUGUGAAGAUCACUGGUGAGAUGCCUUAUCAUUGUAAGCAAUAUGGGAAAAUGUUUAGUAUUUCAUCUUGCUUUAAAAGUCACCUGGAAACUCACCCUGAGGUAAAACCUUAUAAGCACUGUGGGAAAGCCUUUAUUUGAUUCUAAUUUCUAAUUCGACAUUUAAGAAUGCAUGAGUGCACAGAAAGACCUUUUGAAUGUAAGGAAUGUGGUAAAGCAUUUAGAUAAUCCUCCUACUUUAGUUAACAUAAAAGAAACACAUACUAGAGAGAAGCGUAUAAAGGUAAAAAAUGUGGGAAGACUUUCACUAUUUCAUCAGGCCUUACAGUACAAAUGAGAAUUCACACUGGUGAACAACCUUUUGAAUGUAAGGAAUGUGGGAAAUCCUUUACUCGAUCCACAUGUCUUAUUCAACAUUUAAGAAUUCACAGUGGGGAGAAGCCAUAUUAUGAGGAAUAUGGGAAAACCUUUAGUAAUACUUCAUACUUUUCUGAAUGUAUACACAUUCACACUUGAGAGAGAACUUAUGCUUGUAAAGAGUGUGGGAAAGCCUUUGAUACUUUCACACUUACUAAACGUACUAAUUCAUAGUGGAGGUAACCUUGUUGUAAGGAAUGUGGGAAGCCUUUUGCUCUGCCUUAUACUUUAAUAUUCAGCUGUGAGUUCACAGGUGUGAAAAUCUUACAAAUGUAAAAAGUAUAGGAUUUUUUUUAGUUUUUAUUUUCUGCUUUGGGAAAGUAUGAAACCACACAUAAUGAGAAAUCCUCUGAGUGAAAGGGAUAUAGGAAAGCCUUUGUUCUUUGUCAUUAGGAAACAUGAUUCACACUGGAGAAGAACCAUAAAUUAUAAAUAUAGGGAGUGUGGAAAAGGCUAUGUUAAUUUAUUGUAAAAGUCACA